This is a messenger RNA of Hymenoscyphus albidus, 402 nucleotides long. The record is from the annotation of a GenBank genome assembly. NCBI's taxonomy places the organism in Eukaryota, Fungi, Ascomycota, Leotiomycetes, Helotiales, Helotiaceae.
AUGAGGUGGUCUUGUGAGCGCAAGGGAGUAGAUGGUGAGGGAGUUUACAAGAAUCCAGCAGCUAUUACAACAGCGACUACCAAACCGGCACUUCCCAUCUUCAAGUUUCCUGCACCGCUGUUCACGGUUGAUAUUGGGAGGAGCGAAGAUGCGGGUGUUGGUGCGGCCAUGAUACCUCCGGUUCCAGUAGCAGCGCUGGUGUACUUUGAGAUUGUUCCAACGCUCACUGGUGGAGUGAAGGUUGAGGCUGCUGGGGUGGAAGUAGACGAGGAGGAAGUGGAGGUUGAGGAAGAGGAAGAGGAAGAGGAGGUGCUGGUAGAUGAUCGCGACGAAGUAGAAGUGACAGUUGCGACAACCUCGGAGACGGUAAUGGUUUUCGUCAUCGUCUGGGUGGAAGUUUGA